Molecule: messenger RNA, 512 nt
Organism: Corvus hawaiiensis (hawaiian crow)
Lineage: Eukaryota; Metazoa; Chordata; Aves; Passeriformes; Corvidae
Product: feather keratin Cos1-1/Cos1-3/Cos2-1-like
Exons: 2
Coding region: 116-442 (108 amino acids)
Cellular component (GO): intermediate filament
Molecular function (GO): structural constituent of cytoskeleton
Source: RefSeq, a predicted model, not a curated record
UUGAGCCCUGAGGCACUGUGGGGCCAGCAUAAAAGGCAGCCUAACUGGUGGCUGUCUCAUCCACUUCUGUCACCUCCUGCUCCUUGGGAACCAGGUGCAGCGCCAGGCUCGAGACAUGUCCUGCCCUGAGAAGUGCCAGCAGUGCCGGCCCUGCAACCCUUGCUGCCAGCCCUGCGGCCCCUGCCCGCUGGCCAACAGCUGCAAUGAGUGCUGUGUCAGGCAGUGCCAGAGCUCCACCGUCGUCAUUGAGCCGCCUGCUGUGCUGGUGACCCUGCCCGGGCCCAUCCUCAGCUCCUUCCCACAGAACACCGUGGUGGGAUCCUCCACCUCCGCUGCCGUUGGCAGCAUCCUCAGCUCUGAAGGAGUGCCCAUCAGCUCCGGGGGCUUUGACAUCUCCUGCAUCACCAGCGGCUAUGGUGAAAGAUGUUGUCGUCCCUGCUAAAGCUGCUGCCGCCACCAACAUCCUCAGGCAAGAACCUCCACGACCUCAGAACACGCUGCUGGACUGAAGA